Daphnia pulex (common water flea) is the source of this 818-nucleotide messenger RNA. It is a transcript of the gene BCAS2, whose product is annotated as pre-mRNA-splicing factor SPF27-like. The coding region runs from base 114 to 761 and encodes 215 amino acids. Lineage: Eukaryota; Metazoa; Arthropoda; Branchiopoda; Diplostraca; Daphniidae. Gene Ontology annotation, cellular component: Prp19 complex; precatalytic spliceosome; catalytic step 2 spliceosome. The record is from RefSeq and is a predicted model, not a curated record. Gene Ontology annotation, biological process: mRNA processing. The transcript has 6 exons.
AAUUUAUUUUCAUAUUUUAUUCAUUUAAAGGAAGUUAAUGAUCUUUAUUCAUUAUCAAAAACAGAAAAUCUGACAAUCUUGCUGACAACAGACAGUUUGACACAAAUCACAAAAUGCCGAUUCCGUCAACAAACAUUUCCACGCCGAACGAAAGGAUUUUGGUUGACGAUUUACCAUACGUUGACCAAGAAUAUGGAGAUCCAACUCUACGAGAAGCGGCACUUGCAUUGGUUGAUGAAGAGACACGAAGAUAUAGACCAACCAAAAACUACCUAGAACAUCUUCCUCCACUUGAGCUGUCAGCAUUUGAAACUCCUUUGAUGAAGACUGAAUUUGAGCGACUGUCUCAAAAGAAACCAAUGGAUGUUUUGAGCAUGAAACGAUAUGAACUCCCACCCCCAUCUGCUGGUCGUCUAAAUGAUCUUCAAGCAUGGAUAGAGUGUGUUGAUAAUUCAAUGGCUCAAUUAGAACAUCAAACAACAAGGAUUUUGAACUUGGAAUUAAUGUCAGAGUAUGGUUGUGAAUCAUGGAGAAUUUAUAACACUGUAUUGUCCCAGAUGAUCCAACAAUCUCAGAAGCAUCUUCAGGAAUUUAAGAAACAAAUCCAAGAUGUCAAUUGGGCUAGAAAAAAAGAUCAGACAGAGGUUGGAGACAAAAUGAAACAUUUGGAAGCCACUUGGUUUGGUUUGAUCACUAAAAACUACGAAAUCGAACUCGCGUGUGCUGAAAUUGAGAGACAGUUAGCUUCACUUAAUGAAUGAAAUUCAAUGUAAACCUACUUUAUCGAAUUCGGAUAAUACACUGCAACAGGAAAUUGA